AUGUCUGACAAUCGAUCGUCACGUAUCGAUGAAUAUUUACCUACUCAAGGUUUGCUCUAUUUCGAUGAACAAUUGAAAUACGUCAUAUCGAAACCGAAAAUCAUGCCGUUGAAAUCGUUGACUUUAGAAAAAUUAGAAACAUUGCAAAACGAAGCACAAGACAAGUUAAAACAACAAGAAAAACUUGGCGUUGAUCUUCAAUGA
Adineta ricciae is the source of this 204-nucleotide messenger RNA. Lineage: Eukaryota; Metazoa; Rotifera; Eurotatoria; Adinetida; Adinetidae. The record is from the annotation of a GenBank genome assembly.